GAAAAAAGGAGAAAAGGAUUGGCAAUGACAAUGAACUGUUAGAGUAAUAUUACAAGGACAGGUAUACAGGUAGAGACAGCGACAGAGCUCUGUAAGGAGACAGUGAGGGACAUGGGACAAUAGGAAUUAAAGAAUGAGUGAGUUACAGAAAUAGGGGUUACAGGAGGUGGGGAGCAAUGUACAUAGUACAGAAAGAGAGAGAGAGAGAAACAAUAUUGGACUGACAGAGAGACAGAGAGAAAAGGGAGGGAGGGUUUGCAGCAAUGACAGUGAAUGGGAUAGACAGACUGCAGCAGUGACUGAGAAGGAGAAACGAUAGAGGCUGCAGCAGAGUGAAAGAGAGGGAGGGAGAAAGGGAGAGAUAGAGAGAAAGGGAGGGAUUGAUUGCAGUGGAGGGAGAAGAAAGAGUACAAGAGGAGACAGCGGCAGGAUUUGAAGAAGGAGAAUGCAGUCAUACUUCACCAUCAUACUACCAGACAUUAAGAAGAGCGCGGGCAUUCUGUGAGACUGGCAACGAGAGGGGAGAUACUGGCACUGCGCUGCUAUUCAGGAAGAAUUGCUGUGCUCGUUUCAUUGAAGUAAUACUCCUUAUGAAGCUUGACAGGUCUGAGGAAUAAAGGACUUAUUAGGAGAACUACAGACAGUAACAAACCAAGAGAGCAUUCGGGAUUUGUCGUAUAUAAACCCGGAGGACGGGCACAAUCAAUUAGACAUACUGAAUCCUAGAGAAUCGUACAACAGCAACAAGAGGAGAAAGCAAAUCCUGUGAAUAGUACGACUGCUAUAGAAAAUAACCUGAAUAGGAAAGACUCUUUGAAAGAGCACCUCUACCUAUUUCAUAGUUCGGUCCCUGGUGAGACUACGAAGCCAGUCAUAGAAAGAAUAACAAGGAGUCAAGUGGAACCUGGGCUACCCCAAACAUAUCAGAGCAUGUGAUGUGUACCACUCUCUGAGAGCACAAGCAGCGGAAUACAACAUCACAAAAUGACAUAUCUUUUCCAGCAUUAAAUAUAGAUGUGACACAAUAACAAACUGGCUAGUCACAGCGUGGCAUUACAAGGUGAAAUAUCAGACAUUGUAUUGGCAUUAGAUUUGACACAUUGCAUCAUAAAGUGCCAUAUCACUGCAGUGACAUUAACCAGAGUGACGCCUCGCAAAGAUCUUUCUCCGUUGCUGAACUGAGUUGUCAACACUUGUCACCAUGACAGAAAUAACAGAGAUUGACCCACAAAAUUCAGAGCACCGGUUACCGGGGACUAGCAACACCGGAGUGUGCCGGCUUCCUGAAAGCAAGCUCCAGCGUUUUCGACGUUCUAUUUCACUGAAGACCAUCCUUCGGAGUAAGAGUGUAGAGAACUUCUUUCAACGUCCAAACAGUGAACCAAAGGUCAAUGCUGGUGUCCUUCUCAGUCCUCCAGUGCCAGCACCUCCACCAUCACCUCCACCUCUACCCACUGAGGAAUUUCCACCAACUGAUCAGUCCCCGCACCACUGUCAUAAGCCCUUGUCUCUCUUGCAACCUGUUCGUACUCACAGCUUCCAUGACCAUGUAUUCAAGAAACAGUGUCCCUGCCAUCUAUGUCACCAGAUCAUUGUUGGAAACUCCAAGCAAGGUCUGCGUUGCAAGAUGUGCAAGAUUGGAGUCCAUCUGUGGUGCUCAGAAGAGGUAUCCCACCAGCAGUGUCUGGGGAAGAUGUCCACGUCUUUUCGGCGUAAUUUCAGCUCUCCUCUCUUGAUUAAUGAAGUUCAAACUAGCCCAAAGGAGACCCCUGUGAUACCUGUAGCAGGUCCUAAAGGUAAGGUAGACCCCGUAUAUGAGACUCUACGCUAUGGAACAUCACUAGCCCACUUGAACCGAUCCAGUUGUAGCAGUGUGUCAGAGUCUCCCACCCGCAGUUUGAGUGAGAGGGAGGAGAGGACUGACGAUCCUGAGGGCAGCAUUCAAAGCAGUGAGGAGAGUCCAAGCCACCCAGUGUUCUUAGCUGAAAAUGAGAUUGCGAUAUGUGAAGAUGCUCGCAGUGUGACGAGCUUAGCAUCUGUCAGCAGGAUCCGGAAGGACAUUUCACCCAUGUACAGCUAUGUGGCUCUCUAUAAGUUUCUUCCCCAAGAGAUCAACGACCUUCCACUUCAGCCUGGUGACAGAGUUAUGGUGAUGGAUGAUUCUAAUGAGGAUUGGUGGAAGGGAAAAUGUGGAGAUCGAACUGGGUUCUUUCCUGCGAACUUUGUGCAAAGAGUGCGAUUAGGAGAAAGUGUGUGGAGGAGCACAAAGACCUUUCAAGGAGUCAAGGAGCAGGGUCAGCUAUGUCUCAAAGAGGGGCAGAUCUGCGUGGGUGUUGGAAAGUCAGAGUCUGACGGCUAUAUUAGAGUGGCCAGUGGAAAGAAGAAAGGCUUGGUACCCCAAGACUACUUGACAGAGAUCUGACUCUCCCUUGACAGAGAGUAACCCCCUCUCCUGGAAAAAGAGACACUAAGCCCUCUGAGGUUAACUGGGCUCAGAGAUUCAAAGAACCAUAUGUGAAAAAAGCAAUAAGGCACUCGGGCUUUACAGACAGAACAAGAGGUGGUAACAUUUGGAAAACCCAACUUGUUCCUGGGUGCCUUGUAACCUAGGCAACGUCAACACAUUGGAAUGCCUUUAAAUGCUGCACAAAGCCUCCUCUUCCCUGUAUAUACCUUUACUAAUAUAUAAUAACGUGUAUUUUGCAAUAUGUCCACCAGGUGUCUGUGACAACAUCACUCAGGGCCAACUCUUCAGGGAAAGCCGCUCAGUGACCUCAUACCAGGGCUGCUAUGUCACCAGCACCAGCCCUAGAUUAACCCUAUCCUAUAAAACAAUAUUGCUCAUUUAGUGUUACAGAAAUUAAACCUCCAUCUUAGGAGUUGGGUUACCGUCACAGUCACCAUCCAUUACAUCACAUUGUUUGCCAUGCACAAAUAAUAUGGCUAUUAUAAUAUAUAUCUAUAUAUCUUAAGGUUAAGGCCAAUCAGAUAUGCCGAGCACAGUGUACAGGGCUGCAUUAAAAUGCAAGUCAUUCUGGGUGAUGACUCAUUUAUAAGUAUCAUUACGUGUAAAUCUGAUUACCUUAACACGUGGGUAGUGGACAUUGAAACGACCAGGGAGGGUGAUAAUAAAAACAAAACAAAAACUGACGGAGUAUUAUAAAAUAACUCAAUUUAAAUGCGUCGGUAUAAAAACGAACACUUUCUCCAGUGCAGCCAUUUUGAUUCAUUUGGCUAUUACUGUAAUCAUUCUGUUGUGUGUAGAUAGUUUUAUUAGAGAAUGUGAGGAAACUAUGUGAUAGAUUGGAAAGGGAGUAUACAGACUGGAUCAUCAACUAGUGAGGAUGGCCAGAAUUUUAAGAAAGUUCGAGUAUAAAAUUAGUAUAAAAGUAUAGCAAAUUAAAGGGUUACUCCAGGCGCAAUAACCACUUCAGUGAUUUGAAGUGGUUAUGGUGACGGGAGUCUGUAUGUGCAGCUUUUUUCGAUAUGAAACAUUGCACAUACUGGAGUUUUACCCCUGUGGUCCUGUAGGUAUAACUCCAACACAAGCAGUGCCAUUGGGGAACCAUUAGCCAGCCCAAAACAAGAGUUCUAAUGCCAAUUCUGUGUAUUUAAAACAUACAUAGAAUUGCCAUCUUUGAAUGAAUUGGCCGUCAGGAUAGACUUCCAGCUUCUGCAGAAGAAGGGUGUCAAGAACGGCUAGAGAGUAGUCCAGCGGUGACCCAUUGCAAAACUGUAUUCACCUUUAUCAAGAAACAGAGCCAGGGUACUCCUGGCACCAUAACCACUACAGCAUGCUUGGCGUAACCCUUUUACAAUACAUGUUAUACAAUACAUGUAAAAUAGUGAGAGUAAUAUACCAGCAGGGUGAGAGUAGGGUCGGUAAUAAACUAAAAUGCAAUUAAAUAGAAUUUAAUUGCAGAGUGAGAGAAGAGGGUGGAACGAUUCUGCAUUUACCAAUAAUGACCUCACUCCGAUCUUGCAUCUUAAUUUACCUUGUUGCCUGACUCACCAUAAUACAUAUCUCACUAUAGAUGUAUAUAUAUAUACACACACACGUACUUAAAAAUAAUCUGUGUAUAUGUCCACCCCCACAUUUCAGCAAGCACACCAUUCUAGAUGACACAUAAAGAGGAUUAAUCAUUGCUCAACCAUACCAUGCAGAGCCGUAUACUGUAAGAUUUUGGCAGUGAAGUCAGUUACACCAUUUCAUUUUUAACCAAUUAAGUGCAUCUCUUGUCUUCCUCUCCCGCCAACCUUCUUUCCCAAAAUAAGCUAUCUCUACUGUUAUCAUUUCUUCGCCACAUUCUUGUUUCUUCCCUCUUUUUUUUUUUACCUGUCCCACUACUACAUUUUUUCUCAUACUGAUACUUCUCCUGGCAAUGCCAGUCUCUCCUUAAAUUUCCGUACUCGCCGAUCUCCCUCUGCCACUUUUUCGCUCUCCUUUUUCUCCCCUCCUUGCUCUCUCUCAAUCCGCUCUGCUGCUCAUAUUCAUUCCGCUCCAUUUCUCAGUCUUGUCCUCAGGGCCCGUUCUGCUUUUUAAUGGUAUGUUUUAUUCUGCCCGCACUGCACUGUUUAGCAGCACCAAGUAUAUUUACCCCUUCUCCAGUCUUCCUUUGUAGCUGUACUCCUGAGUAUCACUGCCGACCACUCCUUCCAGAGGAACAGACAGCAGUUAGAAGUUAUCUGUGCGGUGGAGACUUUGGGUAGACUCGUUAUUACUGUAACCUAAUGCAUGGGAUUGAAAUUAUGUUUCCUAAAGAGCAAUAACUAUCUCAGUAUGGGCAAUAAUCUGUUCAAUAAACUUACUAGUCACCUUGGACGCUGUAACAAUAAAGUGUUAAUGCCCCAUA
Molecule: messenger RNA, 4853 nt
Organism: Pelobates fuscus (common spadefoot toad)
Lineage: Eukaryota; Metazoa; Chordata; Amphibia; Anura; Pelobatidae
Gene: STAC2
Product: SH3 and cysteine rich domain 2
Exons: 11
Coding region: 1202-2422 (406 amino acids)
Biological process (GO): skeletal muscle contraction; positive regulation of voltage-gated calcium channel activity; positive regulation of protein localization to plasma membrane
Cellular component (GO): extrinsic component of cytoplasmic side of plasma membrane
Molecular function (GO): protein binding
Source: RefSeq, a predicted model, not a curated record